Paramacrobiotus metropolitanus is the source of this 1296-nucleotide messenger RNA. Its product is annotated as ras-related protein Rab-5A-like. The record is from RefSeq and is a predicted model, not a curated record. The transcript is spliced from 2 exons. NCBI's taxonomy places the organism in Eukaryota, Metazoa, Tardigrada, Eutardigrada, Parachela, Macrobiotidae. Bases 409 to 1062 code for a protein of 217 amino acids. Gene Ontology annotation, molecular function: GTP binding; GTPase activity.
CUGCAAAUUCUUUUCAUAAUUUCCGAUCUGGUGGACCCACAGUAAUUGCGUUCCGAACUGUAUUUCAAUUUAUUCGUUCUCCUUAUUUACGCACUACGAUUGACUGCAAUAAUUCUGCAACCUUCUUUGGAUUAUCAGCACUUGGAAGCUCAUCGGUACACCACCCCCGUACGGUGUAGCCAAUCGUGUAGUACGCAGCGCUGAUUAUUGCUGCCUGAAACAGGAACUACGUUCUGCAAAAUAUCUUGCACUGCAUGCAUGUGCUACAGCUAGGUACUUUUUGAUGGGAAGAUCUGUGUUUUUGACAGUAAUCUCUGUUAUCUGCAUACCUUCUGCCCGGUUGCCACUCCGCAACAGCCGCAGUACAUCUAUUAUUAACUUGAUAGUCGGUCUCGAAAGUGGACAAGCAUGGCGGACGCGAGGCGUAACAAGUCCGGACAAGCCCGAUCUGCUGGUGAUCCCGGAGGGAUCAGUCAGAUUUUUCAGUUCAAAUUGGUUUUACUCGGUGAAGCGGCAGUGGGAAAAAGCAGCCUCGUUCUGCGCUUCGUGAAAGGUCACUACUACGAGCACCAGGAGUCCACUAUCGGCGCGGCCUUCCUCACCCAGUCAGUGAACCUCGACAACGCCACCAUUAAAUUUGAGAUCUGGGACACAGCCGGCCAGGAGCGCUAUCACAGUCUGGCGCCCAUGUACUACCGCGGCGCACAGGCCAGUAUCGUCGUGUACGAUGUUACCAGCGCUGAAUCGUUCGAGCGUGCCAAGAGCUGGGUGCGCGAACUGCAGCGUCAAGCGGCGCCCAAUAUUGUCAUCGCUCUGGCUGGCAACAAAGCCGAUCUGGCCAACCAUCGACAGGUGGAAACGGAAGAAGGAGCCAAAUACGCCAACGAAAACGGACUGAUCUUUAUGGAGACCAGCGCGAAGACAGCUCAGAAUGUUAUCGAUAUUUUCACAGCAGUGGCCAGGAAGCUGCCACGGUCGACCGGACCGGCCGAUCGGAAGGGAGCCGAUGUUAUACACAUGGCCGGGACGGCGGAAGAACAGAAGAAAAAGAAAUGCUGCUGAUUGUCACGGCUGAAUGCUCAUGCGAUUGCUGUUGUGGGCGCUUUUUCUGCAAUCAUUCCAUUCCAUCGCUAACUGUGAUUUCGUUGUGUAUUAAUAUUAAAAAUGUUUUAAACUAAUUCUGUUGACGUUGGCCAGUGUGUUGUAAAUCAGGAUUGUGUUUAUUUCAUUUUUUAAUUAUUCUAUUUAGGUGUAUCUUAAUGUUGUCGGCAAUAAAAUUCACGAUUGUUUCGAAAA